AUGGAAUCUUUGUGGUCAUCUCGCAACUUAUUGAGCGUUGGUGAAUACGUCUUGAAUGAAGGUGAUGCUUUUCUACUACCAUCAAAUGCCAUUUAUCGUAUUAACGAUAAACUGGAUGAUGCGUCUGAUCUUUCAUCGGUUUAUUCGAAUGAACCCGAAUCAGCCAUUGGAAAUGAAGACACUGAUGAGCUCUACAUGGAUGAUAAUGAAUUCACGCAAAGACUUUUCAAAUUUGGAUUGGAUGUAAAUGGCCUACCAUUACGAGACGAUCUUCUAUUCAAGACUUAUGAUAGCGCAGCGAAUUUCGUAUUUAAAGUGGAGGGUCUUUCGUGGUGGAAAAAGUUAAGAGGAACUGAACCGAAACCAAUACAGUACCAUUUUAUGGAUCACUGUAUAGUAACUGAAACAUUUCAGGUACCACACAUUGCUCUUUGGGAUUAUUUUGGAGGUACAUCGUGUUUAGACAUGAAUUGUAUUGCUGGUGAUCAGAUCAAUGUCCUCUGCGAGGAAUUUCAAGUUCGAAAAAUUGACGAUAUAACAUCAGAUGGCCGAACAUAUCUUCGACUUCCUAUGCGAUGGUCAUUAGGUCGAUGGAUAACUAAUCGGUCAUUUCAACCAAAUUUUGGCUUAAUCCCUUCAUGUUGGCUUAUCAAAAAGAGUUUCUAUGAAGAAAAUAAGCGAAUAUUUAUUGAACCAACUUGGUUUAUGGGUAUCGCUGAUAUCAAUACAGCUUAUGAUUAUCUUUUAGAAGAUCGUAGUUCAUACAAGCCAGGUUUAUUCGUGAUAUUCUCACCAAUUUGGCUAAAUAUUGAUGCUCGAGAUCACCGACCUUAUAUAAUGCUCGUUAUGUGCAGUAAAACGACCAAUAUUAUGACAGAAACUUUCAAGGCUUACGGAGAUCAAUUCAAAACAACAAAAAGAAGUUUGGAUGAUAUGAUAGAUCGUAUAAGUUCCAUGUUGCACUCAAAUGCAUCUGAAGACCAAAUUCAAGGCCGUUCUCAAAAGAAGGUGGAUGGUGAUCAACGGUCUACGGACACUUGUAAGCUUAGCAAUGACAAGGAUGAUAUAGAUAGCAACCAUAGCGAGCAUGCGUCACUCCCAUUUUACAGUUAUACAAUUCUUCGAAGUCGUAUAGGACGUUAUUUACUUUUUAAUCGGCAAUUUGCCACGCUUUACGACUUAGUUUACUACUUUACAAAUUACCAAUCAGCAAUCCCUCAUAAACUCAAUUAUGGACCAACCAAAAAGCAACAAGUUGUUUACUUUGAUAGUGUUCCAUCACCAAUUCCAUCGCCAAGUCGAGAUAUCUAUGCAAUGACAAUGAAAAGUGAACAGUGGGCUGCGCGACAUUUUGAUCAGAUUACUGAAGCAGCGCUUUUAUCACCAUCAUUCUCUUUUGUUUCUCGUUCAAUUUUUGAUCCCUUUAAAAAAUCGCACAUGGAAUUUGCUCAUUCUGUAAAAUUGAGCAAUGAAGCAAUUGAGGCUGCAAAAAAUUACAUCAAACCUUUCCUUCCUAAAAAAGAUUCAAAAUCAUUGAAGGAUGCAACCUCUGAACCACCACCAACCGAUGAAUCGGUAUUGAAAACUGAUGCUGCCAUCGAAAUUGACAUCGCAAAUUUAAAAUAUUCUCCUGAUGAUAUGCUCGGGUCAGGAGCAUUUGGUGCUGUAUUUCGUGGGAAAUUAAAAACAGUUCACGGACAUGAGAUAGAUGUUGCUAUCAAAAAAUUGAAAAUGAUUAUAAGCCAUCCAAAUGUGCUAAGGUUUUAUGGAUUCUGCUAUAAUGAAACAAGAGAUAAUGUAAUGCUCACAUUCGAACUUAUGGAUGUUGGAUCGUUAGCUGAUUUUAUGAAGGCCCAUGAGUAUAAUAUUUCGGCAAAUGAACACAUUGAUUUUCUGAUUCAAAUAGCUCGAGGUAUGUCGCACUUGCAUUCCUUAGAUCCUCCAAUUGUGCACGGUGAUUUAGCUGCACGCAACGUUUUAAUGUGCCAUCAUCCGAAAGACGAAACCAGUGAUUUCGGUCUGUCAAAAACAACUCGAAAUGAAGUACACUUCUUGCCCGAUGAUCCGCAAAAAAUGCCCUUUAAAUGGCUACCUCCUGAAGUAUUACAUCGUCGGGAACUUAGCACAAAAUCGGAUGUAUGGGCAUAUGCAAUACUUGCUACUGAGAUUUAUGGUGUGAUCGAUCCUUAUGGAAUGUUACCGAAUGAAAAAGUUUUGCCCUUCUUAAAUGAUGGCCACAGAAUGGAAAAGCCAACUGCAAUGCCUUAUUAUAUAUACAAUAUUGUACUAUUAUGUUGGCGUAAACAACCAGUAGACAGACCAACAUUUGAAGAAAUUGUUCGCGACUUAAAACCAUAUUAUAUAGAAUAUGAAAGCAGUCACAUCAUCUUACUGACAUCGAGGAUAGUCGCUGAAUCCAUGGUGAAUAAGAAAGUGAAAUAA
Molecule: messenger RNA, 2442 nt
Organism: Thelazia callipaeda (thelaziosis nematode)
Lineage: Eukaryota; Metazoa; Nematoda; Chromadorea; Rhabditida; Thelaziidae
Source: the annotation of a GenBank genome assembly